Acanthosepion pharaonis is the source of this 1920-nucleotide messenger RNA. The record is from the annotation of a GenBank genome assembly. Lineage: Eukaryota; Metazoa; Mollusca; Cephalopoda; Sepiida; Sepiidae.
AUGAGGUGUCACUGCCUUAUACAGUUUGGUCAUCAACCGGUGCCUGUCUCCAUGCAAUACUGUUUGCCUUGGUGGAAGACUCUGACAAGUGCAGCAUUUUGCAACACUCCCCAACACUUCAACACAAUCCCCACCAAUCAUGAUUUUUCGUUCAAAUCUUCCUCCUCCUCCUUUUCUUUUUGUUUUUCUUCAUCUUUUUAUUCUUCUUCUUCCCUUCUAUUUAUUAAUUCUCUCUCCUUUCUCUUUUCUUUCUCUUUCUCUCCUCAUCCUCUUUUUCUGUUUUCUUUCUCAUUUUUGUUUUCUUUCUCCUUUUUUAUAGUUUUCUUCUUUUUAUUUAUUAAUUUAUUCACAUUUGAUUUGAUUCCACACCUUUUCUCCACGUUCUUCUUCUUCUUCUUCUUUUUCUAUUCCUCUCCUCUUCAUUUUUCCUCUCCCCAUCUUCUUCCUUCACCCUUUUCCUUCUUUGUUCUCCUUCUUUUCUUCCUUCUUUGUUUCCUUCUACUUUUGUACUUCCUUUCUUUUCUUCUCCUAUUCAUCCUCUUUUCUUUUCCUCUUUUACUUUCCUGUUCUUCGUCCUUUCCCCUCUUUUUCCUUUCCUCUUCUUUUCUUCUCAUCUUUCUCCUUUCUUUUCCUCACCUUUUUCUUUCCUCUCCUCUUCUUCCUCCUUUCAUUUCCUCGUAUUUUCCUUUCCUCUCUUCCUUUCUUUUCACUUUUCUUUCCUUUCCUCUCCGCUUCUUCCUCCCUUUUUUUACUAUUCUUUUCCUUUUCUCUUCUCCACCCUUUCCUCUCCUUUUCCUUUCCUUUGCUCUUCUCUCCUUCCUUCUUUCUUUACCUCGUCUUUUCCUUUUCUAUUCUUUUCUUCUUCUCUUCUUCCUCAUUUCUUUUCCUCUCCUUUUCUUCCUCAUUUCUUUUCAUCUUCUUCCUCUUUUUUCUCUUCCUUCCUCUCCUCUUCUUUCUCCUUUCCGCUCGUCUUCCUUACCCUCUCCGCUUCUUCCUCCUUUCUUUUUCCUAUUCUCUUCCUUUCCUUUCCUCUUUUCCGUUAUUUCCUCUCUUUUUCCUUUCCUUUGCUCUUCUCUCCUUCCUUCUUUCUUUACUUCGACUUUUCUUUUUCUCUUUUCUUCUUCUCUUCUUCUUCAUUUCUUUUCCUCUUCUUUUCCUUUCCUCUCUUCUUCUUCAUUUCUUUUCCUCUUCUCUCGUCUUCUUCCUCCUUUCUUCUCUUCUUUCUUUCCUUUCUUCUUCCUCCUCCUUUCCACUCGUCUUCCUUACCCUCUCCGCUUCUUCUUCCUUUCUUUUCCUCUUUCUUUCCUUUCCUUUCCUUUCUUCCUUCUUCCCUUCCCUUUUCUUCUCCUUUUGAUAUUUUCUUCUCCUUUUCUUUUUCCUUUUUUCUUUUAUUCCUUUCCUUUUUCUCUGUCUUUCCUCUCCUUUUUCCUUUCCUUUCCUUCUCUCCUUUCUUUACCUUUAUUUGAACUUUUCUCCUUUUCCUUUUUUUUCUUCCUUUCUUUCCUUUUCCUUUCCUUUUCUUCCUUUUCUUUUCCUUCUUUUUCUUCUUCCUUUCUUUCCUCUUUUCUUCUUCCUUUCUUUUCUCCUUUUCUUUUUUCCUUUCUUUCCUCCUCCUUUUCUUCUUCCUUUCUUUUCCUCUCCUUUUCUUCUUCCUUUCUUUUCCUCUCCUUUUCUUCUUCCUUUCUUUUCCUCUUCCUUUCUUUUCCUCUCGUCUUCUUUCUCCUUUCUCCUCUUCUUCCCCAUUUCUUUUCCCCUCCUCUCAUCUUUACAUCCUCCUUUUUCGACUGCUAUAUAUUCUUCUGCUUUCUAUUUUCCCUUUUUAUGUUCUCUUCCUCGGUUACUUAUUUUACUUACCCUUUCUUUUUUUUUUUUUCACUUCUUCUCUGCUCUCUCCCUUCUUCCUCCUCCUUUCCCUCUUGA